This is a messenger RNA of Capsella rubella, 601 nucleotides long. Its product is annotated as EG45-like domain containing protein 2. NCBI's taxonomy places the organism in Eukaryota, Viridiplantae, Streptophyta, Magnoliopsida, Brassicales, Brassicaceae. The record is from RefSeq and is a predicted model, not a curated record. Gene Ontology annotation, biological process: systemic acquired resistance. Gene Ontology annotation, cellular component: apoplast; cell wall. Bases 36 to 428 code for a protein of 130 amino acids. The transcript has 3 exons.
CAAACAAGCCAAGAACACAUAUAUAAUAAACGAAAAUGAUAAAAAUGGUUGUCAAGUUUGUCGUAGUGGCUAUGGUGUUUGCACAAAUCUUUUCUCCAAUCGCUGAAGCUGCUCAAGGAAGAGCUGUCUAUUACAACCCUCCCUACACUAGGUCGGCUUGUUAUGGAACACAACGUGAGACGAUGGUGGUUGGAGUCAGAGGCUAUAUGUACCAAGGAGGUCAAGCUUGUGGUCGGAGGUACAGGGUUCGAUGCCUUGGUGCUACAUACAACUUCCCUGGAGCAUGCACGGGUCGUACCGUAGACGUUAGGGUAGUUGAUUUGUGCCGGGAGCCUUGCAACGGUGACCUUAACCUCUCUCGUGACGCUUUUCGUGUUAUCGCUAAUACUAAUGCCGGGAACAUCCGCGUCGAGUACACACCGAUAUGAAGUUGAUAUUACACUAUAAGCAACAAAGAAAAGGUGAGAGGUGAUGAUUCGAUGGUAUGGUACUAGCUAUUCCAAUAAAUUGAAUGUGGAACCUUAACUGAAUUAUAUGUAUGGAUUGUCCUUUGUGAUGAGAACCUAUUAGUCAAAUUAAUAAAGAAUGAAUCUCAAACUUA